Messenger RNA from Cavenderia fasciculata, 675 nucleotides. RefSeq lists its product as uncharacterized. NCBI's taxonomy places the organism in Eukaryota, Evosea, Eumycetozoa, Acytosteliales, Cavenderiaceae. The record is from RefSeq and is a predicted model, not a curated record. The transcript is spliced from 2 exons. Bases 1 to 675 code for a protein of 224 amino acids.
AUGUUUAAAUUAAUCAUAGCAUCAAUUUUAAUUUCCUUUUUGGUUGGUUGUUCAGUUGCCAUGCCAAUGAGAGUACAUAAGCCCAAUCCAUAUGGAUUCUGUACUACUUGUGUUUUCUAUAUGCCAGGACUUGUAGAAGAUGUCCUUGCAAUGAUCGCACAAGGUGAGGACACUAGUUCUUGUCAGUCUACUUGUGAUUCAUUCACAUCAUCAGAAGAAAUUAUGGUUUGUUUACAAGUAUGUAAAAAGGUUGGUAUUACUGAUUUCAUUAGUCUCAUUAAAGAGAAUCCAGAUCCCAUCUAUGCCUGUCAAUAUGGUGAUGAGUGUAUUACCAACCCAGAUAUUCCAACUGCAUCAGUUACAGUUGGAGUCAAGCCAACCCAAGCUCCAAAGGGAACUACCUUUACCGCAUCUGGAGACUACACAGUCAAUGAACCAUUGAUGAUUGGUUCGGUCGCUUGGAAUGUCACCAACGCAGCUGGCAAGGUUAUUUUCUCAGACUCUAAGCUAGUCACCAACGUAGCUGUUGGUAUUACCUAUCCAGUUACAUUCCAAUUCCUCGGUUCUUCAACUGGUACCUUUGAAGCAAACGUUGCUAUUUGUUCAGGUACCUGUGGAUCCGUUCACUCUGUCUACAUUGAUUCAUUUACCACAAGCUUUUUAGUUACUAAAUAA